AUGGCACUUUUUCGUCUUCUCCAUUUGCCAUCAUGUCCCACAAACUUCUUCCGCUUCCACCAGAACCUUUCCUCAGCUUCAUCACAACCCUCCACUCACAAACCUCCCACACUCAACGCCGCUCUCUCUUUUCCCUCUCUUUCAUUCAAACUCCCAUUUAAGUCUCAAAGAUUCAAUCUUUUUGAGUUCCAAGCCCCUUUUUCAACCCGAGUCCAACCCAUUACUCAAAAUUCAGAAAAUGCAGAAAAAGAUAACCAAGAAGAAGAAGAAGAUGACGAUAAAGGAGAAGAAGAAGAAUUCUCUAAAACCAGAAAUUUAGCUCAGAAUGUUCCAUGGACCUCCACUGUAGAUGAUCUUCGUCCUCUCUUUGAGAAAUAUGGUACUGUUGUGGACAUUGAGUUGUCAAUGUAUAACAAGACCAGAAACAGGGGUUUGGCAUUUGUUAGAAUGGCAUCACAUGAGGAAGCUUUGGCUGCUUUCAGGAAUCUCGAAUCGUAUGUAAGCAUAUUUGAUAAAUCUGGGUUGUUUCUGGACAUUGUAUUUUUCAUGGGAUUAUGUAAAAUUCUGGUUAUGUUAUGA
Coffea arabica (coffee) is the source of this 579-nucleotide messenger RNA. NCBI's taxonomy places the organism in Eukaryota, Viridiplantae, Streptophyta, Magnoliopsida, Gentianales, Rubiaceae. The record is from RefSeq and is a predicted model, not a curated record.